GAUCCGUCACUCAGCAGUCAUGGUUCUGUCCAAUGAGAACAGACUCCAUGUGUUCAGGCUCCUCCUCUCUGACCCUGCUCGCUCCUUCUAUUGUAGCGGGGACAAACUGUCGGGCGUUGUGCAGCUGGAGGCCGCUCACACCUGUAGAGUCGUCCGCCUCACUGUCACUGCAGCUGGCUGCGCCCGCGUUGACCAUCGCGGCGGGAAGAAACGCAAGAACUGCUGCCAGGAGGUCGAGUACCUGAAAUAUGAGGAGGAGCUACGACUGGAGGCGGAGCUUAGUAAAGACUCAAAUGGUAACUUCCUGCUGCAGGCCGGAAAAACCUACAAUUUCUUGUUUGGCUUCGAGCUGCCCGCUGCUGGGCGUCUCGUGUCAUCCUAUAAAGGAAAGUUUGGCUCCGUUCGUUACUACGUGCGGGCGUCUCUGGACAGACCUUCCCAGAAUGCUUUGCAGUGUGAGCGUGAGUUUGAGGUGGAGGAGCCGCUGGACGUGAACCGACCAGACCUGCUGGCUCCGGCUGCAGCCUCGGCUCAGAAAAAAGUCACCUGCAUGUUCAUCCCUGACGGACAGGUGUCAAUCAGUGCUCAGAUCGUCAGGAAGGGCUUCUGUGAGGGCGAGGACAUCGACAUCAACGCCAAAUUCGAGAACACGUGUUCACGCAUCGUCGUGCCGAAGGCCGCCAUCAUCGCCAAACAAACAUACAUCGCAGACGGAUGCACAAAGGUGCUGCGUCAGAAGCUGGCGGCGGCGAGGGGGAACCACAUCAUCUCGGGGAUGUGUGACAUGUGGCAGGGAAAGACCAUCAGAGUCCCCAAACUGAAGCCCACGCUGCAGGGCUGUGACAUCAUCAGGGUGGAUUACGCCCUCAUGAUCUACCUGCAUGUCCCUGGCAGCGAGAAGCUGGCGGUGGAGCUGCCACUGGUCAUUGGGACGAUCCCGUUCAGUGGCGUGGGCAGCAGGACGAGCAGCAUGAGCAGCCAGGGGGGGGCGUCGCUGAGCAGCUGGGCCUCGCUCCCCUCCGCCCCCCCGAGCUACAGCAACAUCCACCUGAGGGGGGACGCCACACUCACCCCCCUGCUACAAGACUAUGACGGGGGAGAGGACGACGACGAGGGCGGGCUGUUCAUGAGAACGCCCCCACUGUCACACCUCCUCUCCCCUCCCCCCGCCUACAGUGAGGUGGAUCGGAGCUCUGAGAUCCCCCCUCCCCUGGUCCAGGACCUCCUCACAUGACCACGCCCACAUAUACACGGCCACGCCUCCUACAGCUUCUGUAACUGUGACAACAGUUUGAUGACUCAGCAGUUUCUCUUUUCUCUGUGAUGACUCGACAGUUUCUCUGUGAUAACUCGACAGUUUCUCUGUGAUGACUCGGCAAUUUCUCUGUGAUUAGUUUUAUUUUAAAUAUGUGCAUGGAGUGUUUUUUACGUACAGCGUAACUUUUGACAAACUGAGUUGUAAAUAUGAUGUAAAUAAAAACAUUUUAUUUUUAUAUUAAAAUAAAUAAACCUGUUUGACAUCUG
This is a messenger RNA of Labrus mixtus (cuckoo wrasse), 1524 nucleotides long. RefSeq names its product thioredoxin-interacting protein-like. Gene Ontology annotation, cellular component: cytoplasm. NCBI's taxonomy places the organism in Eukaryota, Metazoa, Chordata, Actinopteri, Labriformes, Labridae. The record is from RefSeq and is a predicted model, not a curated record. Bases 20 to 1234 code for a protein of 404 amino acids. Gene Ontology annotation, molecular function: ubiquitin protein ligase binding. The transcript has 8 exons. Gene Ontology annotation, biological process: protein transport.